UUGAUUGAUGAUAAUUAAUUUUUACCGGAAAUAAAUUAACAACAACGAAUGAAUUGAAAAUGAAUGAAAAUUGUCAAGCAUAUCAAUGUGUUAAUGUUUAUCAAACAUCGGCUACAUCGGAAAAUUUGAGUAGGCAUGAAAUGCUCAAUUGGGUAGAUGGAUCGCUAGAGGCCGAUUUUAAAAAAGUUGAAGAAUUAUGUUCGGGUGCCGCUUAUUGUCAAUUCAUGGACAUGCUAUUUCCUGGUUCUAUUCAAUUGAAAAAAGUCAAAUUUCGUACCAAUCUGGAACAUGAAUAUAUACAGAAUUUUAAAUUAUUACAAGCAGCAUUCAAAAAAGUUGGCUGUGAUAAGGAAGUAAUGAUCAACAAAUUGGUCAAAGGACGAUUUCAAGAUAAUUUUGAAUUUUUGCAAUGGUUUAAGAAAUUUUUCGAUGCCAAUUAUGAUGGACGUGUUUAUAAUCCGUAUGAAGCACGUGGACGACAACCAAUGGGUUCAGCUGUGAAUGGUCCAAAUCAUGCCAGUAAUCGAGCAAUGAUCAAUAAACCGGCUGUGCCAUCACAAACACGUGCAUUUGCUCCGGCCAAUAAAAUUGCCCAAUCAUCCACACGACCAUCUGGCUAUUCAAAUAAUGUACGCAAAAAUGAUCUAGAUUCGGACGUAAAAAAAUUGGAUGAAAAGAUGAACGAAUUAUCAUUGCUUAAUGAUACAUUGGCACGCGAACGAAAUUUUUAUUUCAGUAAAUUACGUGAAAUUGAAGUUCUAUGUCAAAAUGAAUCCACCAAUGAAGCUGAAAAAGAGAUUAAGGAUCAGAUAUUGAAUAUUCUUUAUGCAGUGGAAGAUGGAUUUACAUCGCCAACUGCUAUAGCCGGAGAGGAAUAUGAUGAUCAAUUGGCUGCUGAAGGAGAGUAUUGAAUAUUUCCUAUUUCAUUUCAUUUCAUUUCACGAGCCGAAACAACAUCCAUUCAACACAACCCGAUUCAUAAUUUGAGGCAAUUUUUUCGUAUAAUCUGGAAUGAAACAAAGUCCGGAUUUAAUGAUACAUUUUUUUACUAUAUGAUUUGAUUACUUAACUCUUCACCUUUUAUCAGACACACAUACACACACACACACUUACAAAAAAUGAUUGAUUCAUUUAUUUUUCUCUUGACUCAUUACCAAUUAAUUCGUUUUAUAGAUAAAAAUAUUUAAAAAUACAA
Messenger RNA from Dermatophagoides farinae (American house dust mite), 1195 nucleotides. RefSeq names its product microtubule-associated protein RP/EB family member 1. The record is from RefSeq and is a predicted model, not a curated record. Lineage: Eukaryota; Metazoa; Arthropoda; Arachnida; Sarcoptiformes; Pyroglyphidae. Gene Ontology annotation, molecular function: microtubule binding.